This is a messenger RNA of Trichoplusia ni (cabbage looper), 1743 nucleotides long. RefSeq names its product cytochrome P450 9e2-like. The record is from RefSeq and is a predicted model, not a curated record. The coding region runs from base 84 to 1676 and encodes 530 amino acids. NCBI's taxonomy places the organism in Eukaryota, Metazoa, Arthropoda, Insecta, Lepidoptera, Noctuidae. The transcript is spliced from 11 exons. Gene Ontology annotation, molecular function: oxidoreductase activity, acting on paired donors, with incorporation or reduction of molecular oxygen; monooxygenase activity; iron ion binding.
AACUGUGUUUAGUAUAACCGCCGUUGCGCAGGAGUUUGCCCGCUGUCGCACAACACAAAUACGAGAAAUAAAAUAUCGAAGCCAUGAUCGUGACGGUGACAUGGCUGCUGGUGGCGCUGUCACUGGUGGUGCUGUACCUCCGCAGGGCCUACUCCAAGCUGGAGCGCGACCAGGUCAACCACUUGCCCAUAGUGCCGUUCUUUGGACAUAUCUUCUGGGUAUUCUUCAAGAAAGAACAUAUUGUAGAGGCUUUCAUGAAGUCUGUUAAUGCUUUCCCAGAUGAUAGGAUGGUUGGGCACUAUGACAUGGUGACUCCAUCGGUGAUAGUGAAGGAUUUGGAGACCAUAAAACGGAUCACCAUCAAAGACUUCGAGCACUUCGUGGACAGGAGGAGGUUCAUCGGCAAGGACGACCCCAUGUUCGGGCGGGGGCUGCUCAUGUUGACAGGUGAUGAAUGGAAAGCCAUGCGGUCGACAAUGAGUCCGGCCUUCACCAGCUCGAAGAUCCGUCUCAUGGUGCCUUUCAUGCUGGAAGUAGGAGAGAGAAUGAUUCAAGUGCUGAGGGAGCGCAUCAAAAAUUCAAAAGAGGGCUACGUAGAUUUAGAGUUGAAGGACCUGGCGACCAGGUACGCGAAUGACGUGAUCGCCUCGUGUGCUUUCGGCCUGAAAGUGGACUCCCAGAGCGAAGACAACACCUUCUACACCAUGACCAAGGAUAUCACCACCUUUGGAUUAGUGCGAAUCAUUAAGGUCUUCCUGUUUAGGGCCUUUCCCUCUCUCUGUCAGGCACUGAAUAUAAUGAUAUCACCACCGGAGGUGUCUGAUUUCUUCAGAACUAUAAUACUUGGAACCAUGAAGAACCGAGAGAAGGACAACAUUGUCAGAAACGACAUGAUCAACAUACUUAUGCAAGUCAAGAAAGGUCAACUCACGCAUGAGAAAGAAGAAGCAGACGUCGAUGCUGGCUUCGCAACAGUUGAAGAAUCAUCCAUUGGCAAGAAGCAACAUAACUUCGAUUGGUCAGACAAUGACCUGGUAGCACAGGCUGCGCUGUUCCUGUUUGCUGGCUUCGACACAGUCUCCACGACCAUGGCGUUCAUCAUCCACGAGCUGGCGAUCAACACUGAGGCCCAGGAAAAGCUGUCGAAGGAGAUCCAAGAACACGAUGCGAGGCAUAAGGGACAGGCCGACUACAACUCCAUACAGAGCAUGCAAUACCUCGACAUGGUCGUCUCUGAGGGGCUACGGUUGUGGCCCGCUGGGGGUUUCAUGGACAGAAAGUGUGUGAAGGACUACAACCUCGGUAGACCCAACGCUAAAGCCACCAAGGAUUAUAUUAUCCGCAAAGGCGAAUUCCUCACCUACCCGAUCUGGGCGUUCCACAGAGACCCCAAACUAUUCCCCGAGCCCAAGAAGUUCAUCCCCGAGAGGUUUUCUCCUGAGAACAAAGAUAAAAUCAAGCCAUUCUCCUACAUGCCCUUCGGGAUGGGACCCAGAAAUUGUAUAGGGUCUCGCUUCGCCCUGUGUGAGGUGAAGGUGAUGCUGUACCAGCUGCUGCGUGAGAUGGAAGUGUCUCCGUGCGAGAGGACCUGCAUCCCCACCAAACUGAUAGAGGAUGGCUUCAACAUGAUGAUCCGAGGAGGAGGCUGGAUCAGGUUUAGGAUAAGGAAUAACUGACUGUGAUUCAUUUAAUUUUUAAUCAUGUAUAGAUAAUAAUAAUAUAUUUAACUAAUUUACUGAUGAA